ACAGGACAUGUUGGUUUUUCACUUAAUAUGCAGAUUAGUGUCCAUAACUGUGGCAACUUUUAAUGUCACUUGCUGACGGAACUUUAGAAGCGGAUUAGAGUCCAUAACGGUGGCAACUUUUAAUGUCACUUGCUGACGGAACUUUAGAUGCGGAUUAGAGUCCAUAACGGUGGCAAGUUUUAAUGUCACUUGCUGACGGAACUUGAAAUAAGCUACUGUGAUCAAUUGAUUAUGCGUUGAGUCAAAUGGACUUUAAGCAAUAAUUCAGGAAUAGUUGUUCUCUUAAGACGAGUUUAAAAUUCGAAUUUAAAAACGCAUAUUUGUACAACGAUAUAGUGAUAGAUGACUUAAAAACUUCCACAAAACCAUGCGGAUGUUGAACCGCAGGAACGCCCUUGGUGUCGUCGUGAUAAUUGUCGCUAUUGUCCUCCUCGAAACCUACGUGUGGAACUGGCAUCUAUCAAUUAGCAAAGUAUCGAUCGGAAGAAAAACUCGAGACAUCGUGUUUCUUAAAGUCCACAAAACAGGCAGUUCAACGAUUGCGAACAUACUUUUAAGGUUCGGCUACUCAAGAAACCUUAACUUUGCGUUGCCUAGGAAACGACGCGGUGAGAUUCGAUACAACUACUUUGGCGACGUUGGAGAAACAUUGAACAGAUCAGGCGUAAUGGGUUCAAAAAACAGCGAUGACCAUUUCAACGUAUUAUUCAACCAUGUGGUAUUUAACUGGACAGCGUUUGUCCGUCUGUUUCACAAACGCACAACAACAUACGUGACCAUGAUUCGGGAGCCUGCUUCCCAGUUUCGCUCUGCGAUGUUGUUUUUUCUUCAUGACAAGAUUUACAAGGCAGCGACUGCUAACUUGACUAAAUAUUUGGAAAAUCCGAGUUUGUUUGAACCGGAAGAUGCCUAUGUUUCGUUCACUGACAACAGACAGGCUCUUGAUCUUGGGGUUCCACCAAAACGAGUUCGUCAACCUGUUUACAUUAAAACGUACAUUAAACUUCUCGACAAAGCCUUCGAUUUGGUGCUUAUCACUGAAUACUUCGACGAAUCUCUCGUUUUACUCCGAAGAAAAAUGUCAUUGUCAACAAAGGAUAUUCUGUACUUGAAGAAGAAUAUUGCAUAUAAACAGUUUAAUUUUAAUUUUAGCGCGCAUGACUAUGUGCUAUUGAGAAGAUGGGCUCCCGCGGACCAUAUGAUCUACGAACACUUUCAUUCAAAAUUUAUUCGAACCCUCAAGUCAGAGCCCUCAGUUGUUGACGAGGUCAUGUGGUAUCGUACUGUGUUACGUAAUGCUCAAGAUUUCUGCUCCGGAAGUGACGCUCGCAGCCAUCUUGAUAUUGGCGAAUCUCUCUGGAGCGAACCAUUUACAGUAACUUCGCUCGAUUGCGCUUAUAUGCGACUCGGAGAACUCGAGUUUCUUGAUAAAAUACUUCACGAAUCGCCACGGUGA
Mya arenaria is the source of this 1456-nucleotide messenger RNA. Its product is annotated as galactose-3-O-sulfotransferase 2-like. The transcript has 2 exons. Gene Ontology annotation, cellular component: membrane. Lineage: Eukaryota; Metazoa; Mollusca; Bivalvia; Myida; Myidae. Gene Ontology annotation, biological process: glycolipid biosynthetic process. Gene Ontology annotation, molecular function: galactosylceramide sulfotransferase activity. Bases 368 to 1456 code for a protein of 362 amino acids. The record is from RefSeq and is a predicted model, not a curated record.